This is a messenger RNA of Mauremys mutica (yellowpond turtle), 5267 nucleotides long. RefSeq names its product DLG associated protein 4 (gene DLGAP4). Gene Ontology annotation, biological process: signaling. Gene Ontology annotation, molecular function: molecular adaptor activity. The record is from RefSeq and is a predicted model, not a curated record. NCBI's taxonomy places the organism in Eukaryota, Metazoa, Chordata, Testudines, Geoemydidae. The transcript has 7 exons. Gene Ontology annotation, cellular component: glutamatergic synapse; postsynaptic specialization. Bases 182 to 1432 code for a protein of 416 amino acids.
UUUGGCUGGCUAAGAAUUAACAUACAGUUGUAGCUGGGAGUGGAAGAAAAGACACAUUCAGUAUUUUAGCAGGUUCCUGUGAUUCUAAGGCAAUAGAAACUAGACAAAGGAUUGUCUUUGCAGGUUUUUUUCCCUCCUCCUGGUUUAUUCAUUUCUCCACAGUGACGUUUUUUGAUGGUAAAUGAUCUCUACUAAUAUUGCAAAGGGUUUUCCAGCUGGAGAUUCAGUGACUGGUUCAUCAUGCCUAGUGGCAUAUAAAAAGACACCUCCCCCCGUCCCACCUCGGACCACCUCAAAGCCGUUCAUCUCUGUCACCGUGCAGAGCAGCACCGAAUCAGCCCAGGACACCUACCUGGAUAGCCAGGACCACAAGAGCGAAGUCAACAGCCAGUCGGGACUGAGUAAUUCUUCAGACAGCUUAGACAGUACCAGAACACCCAGUGUGACAAGAGGCAGCCUUGUGACUCCAGCCAGAGAUGCUCCAGAGUUACCCCAGAAAAAUGCAACCUUGAAAAGUGACAAAGGAACUCUGACAAGUGAAGAGCCGAAGGUGGAGAAUAUCCCCAAAAGGAAGCUGUCGUCUAUAGGAAUACAAGUUGACUGCCUUCAGCCAGUGGCAAAGGAGGAGCCCCCUACGCCAACCACCAAAUUCCAGUCCAUCGGGGUACAGGUAGAGGACGAGUGGCGAAACAACCACUCUCGCAGUAUGUCCUCCAAACAGGACGCCGAUUCCGACGCACAGGAACCGAAUCACUCAAACUGUAAAUCGUCUGAGAGAAGCCUUGCUGAUUGUCCCCCGCGCUACAACUCUGUCAGUGUUGAUGCCAGUACUAGGCAACCAGCCAAGCCCUCCCAGUUCAAGAGAAAUCUCUCCUAUGGAGAUAGCAGUGACCCAGCCCUAGAGCCUUCCUCUCUCCCUCCUCCGGACCCUUGGCUCGAGACAUCCUCCAACUCCCCUUCAGAACCAACACAACCAGGAGCCUGCAGGCGGGACGGGUACUGGUUUCUGAAACUGCUACAGGCAGAAACAGAAAGGUUAGAAGGAUGGUGCCGUCAGAUGGACCAGGAGACCAAAGAGAACAACCUCUCUGAAGAAGUUUUAGGAAAAGUCCUCAGCGCAGUGGGCAGCGCACAGUUACUCAUGUCACAAAAGUUCCAGCAGUUCCGGGGCCUCUGUGAGCAAAACUUGAACCCCAAUGCCAAUCCCAGACCCACAGCCCAGGACCUAGCUGGGUUUUGGGAUCUCUUGCAGUUGUCCAUUGAAGACAUCAGCAUGAAAUUUGAUGAGCUCUACCACCUAAAGGCUAACAGCUGGCAACUGGCAGAAACACCGGAGAAGAAGUCUCUUAAAGGAAGAGAAGAAACCACCCCCUCCAGUGCCAAAGAAGCCAGCCAAGCCCAAAACCCCACUGAACCGGGACAAAGCCUCUGAUUCUGUGGAUAAGCAGCGCCAGGAAGCUCGCAAGCGUCUCAUGGCAGCCAAGCGGGCUGCCUCUGUCCGGCAGAAUUCUGCCACGGAGAGCGCGGACAGCAUUGAAAUCUACGUCCCUGAGGCACAGACCCGCCUUUGAGCAAAGGGAAAGAGGAAGGAAACACGUGUUUUUCUAAAUCAUUAAAGAGGAAAAAAAAAUUCUCUCUAAACUUAGUGUGAUUUAUUCGGUCUAGAGACGCUGAGCCAACCUGACAAAGGGCUCCCAAUUCGGCUUUUUUUCUCUCAGCUUUAAGUAAUGAAGAUUUUAAAAAAAUCCCACACACAACAACAACAGAAAUUCCCCCUCUUGUUUUCCUCUCACUGGCUGUGGUGUUGCUGAACAGACUGAAAAGACUCCUGGAAGCCCCAGCCCCUCAGACUUGGAACUUCAAUCUUUUUACUUGCUCAAUCUAAUGAGAAUUAUUAGCUUGUUUACAAGAAGAGGACGACAAAAAAAAAAAAAUGAAGCCUUGAGCACUUGCCAUGCUGUGUUCUUUCUCCUUCUCCUCAACUCUGUUCUUCCUUAUCCUUAGGGUUUUUUUCUUCUACCUCUUAUUCUGCCGUAUCCACCCCCUCUCUCCCACUUUUUGCAUGGCUUUGUUUACUGUGUUAGAAAUAACCUCUCUUCCACAGAGCUCCUGAAGAGAACAUCUGUUCAGCGUGUACUGGUGUUGCACUCUGCUAGCAAGCAGCCUUUCUUUAUUUUUCCUUUAGUGGGGGGGAGGGUAUAGGGGCGAAGGGCAGCAGGGUUCACAUAUCGAUGUAUUUGAUUGAAAAGGAAGGAGGAAAAGAUCUGCGGAAUGUAAUGCCGAGUUCUUCAUGCAGCCUGGAAGCAAACGUGUGCAAUAAGGUGGCGAUGGGGACAGCGCUUCAUUGGCUGAUUCCAAAAGAAAGCUGGCCCCAUUCCAGGCACAGGAUGGGAGCUGGAAGGAUGAUGUGGUGGAACAAGUGUGACCCCUACACACACACACACACACACACACACACUCUCUCUCUCUCUCUCUCUCUCUCUCUCUCUCUCUUAUUUUGUUUUAUUUUCCUUGAGAAUCACUUGUUAAAGCAGUUGCUACACAGUGGGGACCUGUUUCAAGGGGGAGGAAGGGUGUAAUGAUAGGGUAUUUCUGGGUGGAGGACUGGGUUUUCUACAAAAAGAAGGGGGAGGGUGGCUAAUGGCAGGCUGGCAGCCGGCCGACCUGUAUGUAUGUGUACAUAUGCACAUAUACACUUACUAGGAUCUGUAUAUUUAAUGCAUACACACGUAUACAUACCCAUACACAAGUGCAAGUGGUGUAUUAAAAGCACCUCAGUGAGAGUGGGCGUAUGUAUAGCAUAUAUUUUUACAUGUACUAUAUCUAGAUGUGUGUAAAAGUGUGUGUAAAAAUAUAUACCCUGUGUGUAAUCAGAUUAUUUUUCCUUGUAUCCCGUGCUUUUUUUGGUGAGAGGGAGGGGUUGCUAAAUAUUUAAUCCUUUUUAGCUCCUUCUCCCCCCUCACGCCUCCUUUUCAGUUUAGCUUCUUGGAGUCGGGACUGAAUGCCAGCGUCGCGUUCUUUCCACCCUUCCCAAAACGAACACUUGCCCCCAAGUUGAGCAAUCAUGUUGUUUGAGUGGAGAGAUCUUGUGUCAGUUUCAUGUGGGGGAAAUCCCAAAGGAAUUUAAACCAGGGUGUUGGUGAUCAAAAAGGCAAAAACACAAAAUAAAAACCUAAAUCCUAUCUAAGUGAACACUGUAUACUGUGUUUAUGCAUAUAUAGUAUGACCGAUUUCUCUUCCUGUCCACCUACCAUAUAGAUCUCGUAGCCUGGAAUGAGAACCUGUGAAAGUUUGACCAUAAGCAAAGUGGCUCAGAUCCAGCAUUGGUUUUUAACUUUGAGUAGAAGAUGUUGACUUGCUGGAUUUUUUUUUUAAAUAAGGCUUUUUAGAGUUUCUUAGCAUUCUAAAGUUAGGAACAUGUCGAAUGUGAAUUCAUCUUAAUCAUGUUUCCAAAGGUACCCAGACUGCUGGGGUACUGUCCCCAAAGCAGUUGUUUUCUGGGCUCUGUCUUGUGGGCUGCAGCCUGUUAUGCUGAGCUUCUGAAAAACCUCUUUAAAUUGCGUGGGGACCAUUCACGCUGCCUCAGUCAAUCAUACCUGCUCCACUGCACAAAGAGUUUCAAGCCUAUUCCCUGGGUUCUGGCCAGGCGUAAUGAAGCAGGGCACUCGUACCUGGCUGACACUAUCAUGGGUUUAUGGUGGGUAAGAUACAUUGUCAGUGUCUCAAGCCAUGUUAAAUAAUCAGAAGCAAGUGGAUGCCUCUCUGCCAGACUUUCAUUAUAUCAGUAUCUCCUUACUUUCCUGGAGGAAUAAGGUUUAAUAAAGCAAGGACAGCUGGCUGAUAAAAAAUAAAACAAAAUUCAUAACUAACCUGAGUUUAUAGCUCUGAUCUUUUUUCCCCCCCUUAAAAAAAAACACGACUAUAUUCUUGGUUUUUGUUUUCUUAAUGGGCUUCUUAACUUCUAGGGCACAGUUGAGUUCUUUAAACGACAUGGACAUGACUUCUCUGUAAUAUCUGUAAACUGAUGCAAUAGACUGUGGGUCUGUAGACGUACUGUCUGUGUGUGAUUGUGCACUAAUAUAUUUCAGUGUUCACUUCAAUGGUUUGAAUGCAAUCUAAAUCUCCCAUUUCUCCAGCAUACCCCAUAACCCCCUGAGAGCCAGUCAGCAGCUGGGGAGAUCUAAUUUGCACAUGCCAAUUAAUUUUUUCCCCCCCAAUAGGGUGACAAGGUAGCAACAGACCUACCUCCUAAUCUAGAGCACAGCCAUUGACCUUGAAAUAGGCUUCUGACAGUGAAAGGGGAUGGUCUCACCACCUCUUCCUAUAGAGGAUUAUCCUUGAAUCCAGGAAUUAAAUUUAGUUUUAGAUGUUAUGAAGAUACGAUUAUGUCUGAGGAAGGGGAUGCAAAAUCCAGCUGGCCCCUAGGCAAGGGCAGCAAUACAUCAAACCUGAUAAAUAAACUCGCUCCUUGUGCCUCCCGCAGGCCUGUGCUGAUCCCUGUCAUUUUGACUAUAAACACCGGGAGGCGGGAAACCUUGUUUCAUCUUGGGACUCGUUCUGGUCCAUUCAAUGCAGAAAUAGUUCAGUUUCAGGUGUCCUUACCACUCGACCAGUCUCAUUUUCCCCAGUCAGCCCCGGAAGGGAAAGUAGAUACAACCUCUGUUCUCAAGGUAGUGGGAAAAGAGGAAAGACUGUUCCCAGCCUCUGAUCAGCCUGAUAAUAUAGCAAUAGCGUUAGUAAUUUGGGGUGGGAGGGAGGGAGAGAGAGGGAGUAAUGCUGAGUAUUUUUCCCUUUCACGGACAGAUUACUGAAAACGAGGAGCUCUAAGGAAACAGUCACAACUGAAGUGAUCGGAAUUACAGGAAAUCUAUAGUGGUUAUGAAAAUCCUAAGCCCAAAGCCUAUUUCUUGAAACUGUGCUUUAAAAAGGUUUCUCUAGCUCUAAUUAUCUAAUACUAUGUGGAUGUGAUUUUUUUUUUUAAAUUGUACAGACAGUGCUACAAUUAACAUGAUCUUGAAUUGUGCAAAACUUCCCGCAAUGAUCUAGCCUCCUUUACUUCACUUUACCUCCAUGGCAGAAGUAAGAAGCUGUCUAGCCCCAUGUUUGUUAGUCUUCCUUUCGUUUUUUUAAAAAAUGUGACUCUAAUUCCACAGGAAGCCUUGAAAGUUGAAGCCUUGUACCUAGACUGACGCCCAACACUUUGUAAUGUGAACCUUGCUGCCAUUGUAGACUAGUAAAAAGAUGACACCUUGUUGGUGCCUUUCUGC